GUAUGGCGAUCUACGAUUUGGCGCGUUGUUGUCUUAGGGUUUAGGUCAUGGCGUCGAAGCAGAUCUUGAAGGAGCUCAAGGAUCUCCAGAAAGAUCCUCCAACCUCUUGCAGUGCAGGUUCAAUUCAAUUUCAAUCUCUCUUUUAUGUUCCAUUUUGCGUUUCUGCCUGCUGGAUUCAUUGCUCUGUUUUUUUUUUUCCUCUGUCUCUCUCUUUCUUUCAAGUAGGAGAUGAAUCAUACGAAUCAUACUGUGCUGAAAGAGAUGGAAUUCUCUCAUCUUUGGCAAGGCGUGCAAAGAUGUUGGAAGAUGCAUUCAACAAUUUAGAGGGUGUGACAUGCAAUGAUGCAAGAAGGCAGAGGGAGCGAUGUAUGUCUUCCCCCGUAUUCACCUGCCUGAGAAGGCUAUCAAAGCUGCUGAAGCAGUAAAAACAGUUCCAGAUGCAUUCUAUUGUCGCCGUCUCCUUAAUGCCACUGGAAUUGUUGUUGUUCCUGGUUCUGGCUUUGGGCAGGUUCCAGGCACAUGGCAUUUUAGGUGCACAAUUCUCCCUCAAGAGGACAAGAUUCCAGCGGUGAUAAAUCGACUUACAGAUUUCCAUAAGAGUUUUAUGGAUGAAUACCGUGACUGAGUUAGCCUUUGAGAAGUGUUUAGAAUAAGGUUUAGCCAUUUUGUUCCCCCAUUUGUGGGAGAUAGAUAGAUGAGCAUCAACGUAUGUUAAAUAAAUUUUUUUCCUCUUUUGCUUUGCAAGGAAUGAAUGGAGUGGCCUCUGUUUUUUCGAAUACAACUUUCCAUCUACAAACAACAAGAUCAUGGGAUUUCUUAGGUUCUAGGGCCCCAUCUGGUGAAGCUUCAUGGCUUCUAAACGGAUUUUGAAGGAACUCAAGGAUUUGCAGAAGAUGGCGAUUGUUGAUGCUGGAGAGGGGGAGAGCAAGUGGCGUGAAUUAGACAUAUUGAGGAGUUUCCACCUAAUUCUUUGGAAGAGGAAACUGAAGGAAGUAAAUGGAUUUUAUCAAAAUUGAAAAAAGAAACUGAGAAAAAGGGAAUUAAUAGAAGCAAGGGAUUCCACAGCUUCAGCACAAGGAUAGUUAAUAGGGGAAACACAACCCUCUCACAGUUGCUACAAUGAUCUCAUUGUCACACGGUGGGUUUAUAAACACCAUAAUAAACUCUUCUUUUGCUAAAGUUUUUAUUUAUGUUGCCUGCAAAUAGCUAUGGGAGCUUGAAUAGUUAUGAAUUUGUUGAUCAUUUAUAUUUUUUAAUAUAUUUGUGAGAUUUGU
Molecule: messenger RNA, 1274 nt
Organism: Rubroshorea leprosula
Lineage: Eukaryota; Viridiplantae; Streptophyta; Magnoliopsida; Malvales; Dipterocarpaceae
Source: the annotation of a GenBank genome assembly